AUGGGAUUGCAUUUAUUUCCAAAGAAAAUUAUGCACUUGAUAAAUUUAAUCGUAUCGGUAAUAUGUCCAGCAGUUAAAACAUAUAAUUUGUUAAUAAAUAAAAAAGAUAAACCAAAUGACGAAUUUGUUCAGUAUAUUCACUUUUUAACCUAUUGGAUUAUAUAUUCAUUAUACUGCUACUUGGAAACAAUUUUAUUAGCGCACAUCAUGAACUAUAUACCAUUUUAUUCAGAAAUGAAAUUGAUGUUUUUUUUUUGGUUAUAUAGUGAUACCUUUCAAGGAGCUGGAUAUAUAUAUUUUAAAUUCAUUGAAAAAAAUUACGCACUUGUAGAUAAGAAAGUAUGUGAUUUGAUACAAAAUAAAAUCCCAAAGAAUUUAGCAAAUAUGUUUUUUUUUGAAAAAUCGAAUAAAAAAAUACACAACAAAAUUAAGAGUAUUGUUUCCAAAAAAGACUUGUACUAA
Plasmodium gonderi is the source of this 462-nucleotide messenger RNA. RefSeq lists its product as hypothetical. The coding region runs from base 1 to 462 and encodes 153 amino acids. The record is from RefSeq and is a predicted model, not a curated record. Lineage: Eukaryota; Apicomplexa; Aconoidasida; Haemosporida; Plasmodiidae. The transcript has a single exon.